This is a messenger RNA of Exophiala aquamarina CBS 119918, 1620 nucleotides long. RefSeq lists its product as uncharacterized. The coding region runs from base 1 to 1620 and encodes 539 amino acids. The record is from RefSeq and is a predicted model, not a curated record. The transcript has a single exon. Lineage: Eukaryota; Fungi; Ascomycota; Eurotiomycetes; Chaetothyriales; Herpotrichiellaceae.
AUGGUGCAACGUUACUCUGAUGUGGUGGUCAUUGGGGCCGGCAUGGGCGGCAUCUAUCAAGCACAUCGACUUCUUAAACUUGGACUGACGGUAAAGGUCGUCGAUCGGGCAGGUGGCCCAGGAGGCACAUGGUACUGGAACCGGUAUCCGGGGGCGAUGAGCGAUACUCAUUCCUUUCUAUAUCGGUAUUCCUGGGACAAGGAAGACCUGCAAACAUACCCAUGGUCGCAUAAUUACCUGGGCUGGAAGGAGUGCCUUGCGUAUCUGAACCACGUCGUUGACCGUCACGACUUGCGAAAAUAUAUGCAGUUCAACACGGAAGUCCUCUCCAUGAAGUGGAAUGAAGAUGAAUAUAUGUGGGCAGUCCAUACCAGCAGCGGCAUUUUCAACGCGCGUUACGUCGUCUCUGCUUUGGGGCUCCUCACCGAACCAAAUUGGCCAAGCAUUCCAGGGCGUAGUAAUUUCAAAGGAGAGCUUUAUCACACGGCUCGGUGGCCUGAGACAUACGAUUUUACUGGGAAAAAGGUCGGUGUGAUCGGAAAUGGUUCCACCGGGGUUCAACUCAUCACCACUAUAGCACCUGAAGUAGGAUCGUUGCUCUCUUUUCAACGGCAUCCUCAGUACAGUGUUCCCGCUGGCAAAAAGCUCGUCUCUCAAGAUGAGCGUGACCUGAUAAACCAGAAAUAUGAUGAAAUCUGGUUAGAAGCGAAACAAUCUUUUGCCGGGGCUGGAUUCCAAGAGGCCAAAGUUAGAGCAAUGGAUGUGUCCCCAGAAGAGAGAGAUCGAAUUUACCAGGACAGUUGGGACCAGGGCAGUGGCAUUAGAUUCUUGGUUGGAACCUUCUCCGAUCUGAUUAGCGACGAAGCCGCCAACCAGACCGCGUGUGACUUCCUUCGGGGCAAAAUUGCAGAGAUUGUGAAGGAUCCCGAAAAGAGACGGAAAUUAACCCCCAAAGACCUUUACAGCCGUCGACCACUUUGCGAUAGUGGAUAUUACCAACAAUUCAAUCGGGACAACGUCGACAUCGUCGACAUCAUGGAGAACCCAAUUGCCGAGAUAACCAGCGACGGGAUCAAGCUGAUGGACGGUACCUUGCAUGAACUCGACGUGCUCAUCUGCGCCACUGGAUUUAACGCCUUCGACGGAGCGUAUAGGUCGUUGCAUAUCGAAGGACGAAACCGAGCAACUCUGAAUCACCACUGGCAAACAGGCCCAGCCACCAACAUGGGAGUCGCCACGGCGGGGUUCCCGAACCUCUUCAUGGUCCUUGGACCUAAAUCUCCAUUGGCGAAUGUGCCACCUAUGCUCGAGAUCCAUAUCGACUUUAUCACCGCUGCGAUUACGCAUGUCGAAGAGAUGCGGCGGAAGAAGGCCCCUUCGCCUUCAGGCCAGGCUAAAGUGGCCAUGGAAACGACGAUGCAAGGCGAGGAGGAGUGGGGUGCCCUGUGUGACACGAUCAGCGACAAGUUGAUCUUCAAACAGGCUCCGUCAUAUUUCUACGGAGCCAAUGUCGAAGGGAAGGUGCGCUCGACUCUCGUCUUUUUCGGCGGCGUGGCAAUGUUUGCACAGAAGCUGCAGGAAUCCAUCGACAAUGGCUAUCGCAAUUUCACGUUCUCCUAG